AUGGUGCCACGUCUUGCCACCCAUCACAAAGUACCAGUUCAGAUGACGAACCAAGACUUCGGCAUGCUGAAGGGAACUGCUCACCGGGACCAUCAACGACAACAGAUACCCCCACCACCGGUGCCUCACUCACACCUGCAACAGUCUGGCUCCUUCCACCACUCUGUCCCCCCCAGCCCUGCCUGGACUGGAGUUACCUCUCAAACUGGCGGCUUGCCAGGCUUGUCUGGUAUCUCGAUUGCAGGUGUCCAUGCCAACCAAAGGCCAGUCUCUGUAUCAGGAGUGUCAUCUCAUCUGCCGUCCAUGGCUUUUGUAGCUGCACUUCCUGUCGUAUCGAGAAAGCCAUGUGUACGGAAUCGGCGAGGCAAAUAUGCAGUUGCUUUCAGAGUCAACAGAGGCAAUCUUGAUCCGUUUGCUGAGCUCAUGCGCAUCCAGUCAGCGUACCUACCAGGGUUCAACCUGGCCAUCACGUUUUCUCUGCAAGAUGGAUCUGUGCGCAGGCUUGCCAGCACAUAUGAAGCAAUCGGACAGAGGGCUGAGGACAGAAUGCAUGUGCUGCUCGUCUGGGGCAUGAAGAAGUGUGUGGUGCCGUAUGCGACGGUGGUGCAUGUGCAUGCACUCGUGCUGCAGGCAGAGCUUAUUAUGAUCAAGGAUGCACCACAUGGUGAGGGAGGCGCUGCCAUGGUUCUUCAAGGGUUCAUAGCCCACACUAUGCUACACAAUUCUAUCCUGGAUACAUCUGUACCGUACUUCCGAUACCACAGAAAAGUCAUACCAACACCUCGUCUGUCCUUACAUGGUUUGAAAAUAGAUCCCGUUAUGAGUGCCCUCGACAUCUGA
Molecule: messenger RNA, 840 nt
Organism: Laetiporus sulphureus 93-53
Lineage: Eukaryota; Fungi; Basidiomycota; Agaricomycetes; Polyporales; Laetiporaceae
Exons: 9
Coding region: 1-840 (279 amino acids)
Source: RefSeq, a predicted model, not a curated record